Molecule: messenger RNA, 4588 nt
Organism: Pelobates fuscus (common spadefoot toad)
Lineage: Eukaryota; Metazoa; Chordata; Amphibia; Anura; Pelobatidae
Gene: CREB3L2
Product: cAMP responsive element binding protein 3 like 2
Exons: 12
Coding region: 374-1936 (520 amino acids)
Biological process (GO): regulation of transcription by RNA polymerase II
Molecular function (GO): cAMP response element binding; DNA-binding transcription factor activity, RNA polymerase II-specific
Source: RefSeq, a predicted model, not a curated record
CUUUGAAGAGAGCGAGUACCUGAGGUUGACAAGAUCUGGUAUUAUUACCCUGACCUCCCGGAGGACCUAACUGAGCUUUAUACAUAGGAGAGAGCCUGCCCCAAGAGCUUACAUGACCAUUGCUAUAUAAUCCAUGAGAGCAUCACUGCCAGCACACUAAACAGCCAAUACAUAGAAUUAUCAGCCAAUAUCCACUCUUUGGGGCCACAGAAACCCCAUUUAAACCCAGCUAUCACACACAUUACUAAUAGCCUGUUGGCUGACAGCUGUUGAGAAAGAAAAUCAGUAGAUUCUACAUAAAUUAUUCUUAAUUAUUUAAUUUUUAUAGUAAAUAGAUAUUUAUAUUCUUUAAAGCGAUAUUAACUGCAUUGGCAUGGAGAUAUUGGAGAGUGGGGACCCGGUGAUGCAGUGGGACCGCAAGCUCAGCGAGCUGUCAGAGGUCCAGGAGAAUGACUCUCUCUAUAAUACGCCCUUCUCGGAACUGCUUGAUGACUCUGCUCUUCUGGAUGUCUUGGGGCAACUCAUGGGAGACCCAUUCCUUAAUGACAAGUAUGAGAUGAUGGAGGUGGAGAUGAAUCCCAGUUCCCCAUCUCCUAUGAUUAAGGCUGAGCAUAGCUAUUCUCUGUGUGGAGACUCCCGUCCACAGUCACCUUUCACCCACGGUUCUUCAGAUGACAACUUUAGCGAUGCCGAUUUGCCAGGUGACGAGUGGUGUCUUAGUGGAGAGCUCACUACAUCCAAAAUUAAGAUGGAAAUGCCCCUUGAAGAAAACCCAGGCCUCACUCCUUCUGUUACUCUGACGACUAGUACCAUCCCUGCACCCCCAGAGAUCGAAGUCCAACCUCAGCUACCAGCUUCUGAUGAGAACAAGACAUUGAAUCCCAAAUUGCUGCCUCAGAUCAAACUGGAGCCGCACGAAGUGGACCAAUUUCUUAACUUGUGCCCCAAAGAAGCUGCGUCGACUGAUACUCUUCAGCUGCCACCGACUCCACCUAGCAGCCAUGGAAGUGACUCCGAGGGUUGCCAGAGCCCUAGCAGAUCUUUACCACCAUCAAGCCCUGUCCAAUCACAGUCCUGUGGCAAAGUGACUGCCCGAAGCCCCUCCGCUCUCUCUAACUCCCCACUGCUCACUGCUCCACAUAAACUGCAAGGUUCUGGUCCCCUCUUGCUAACAGAGGAAGAAAAAAGAACCCUGGUAGCAGAGGGAUACCCCAUUCCUACAAAAUUACCACUCACAAAAGCUGAAGAAAAGGCGCUGAAGAAAAUCCGUCGUAAAAUUAAGAAUAAGAUCUCUGCUCAAGAAAGUCGCAGAAAGAAGAAAGAAUACAUGGAUAGCCUAGAAAAAAGGGUUGAAAACUGUUCAUCAGAAAACAGUGAGCUACGUAAAAAGGUGGAGGUUCUAGAGACAACUAACAGAACCCUCUUACAACAGCUGCAACGUCUUCAGGCUAUGGUUGCUGGAAAAAUGUCCCGUACGUACAAAGCAGCAAGCACACAGACGGGAACCUGCCUUAUGGUGGUUAUCCUGUGCUUUGCGGUAAUUUUUGGCAGCUUCACACAAAAUUUUGACCCAUACCCUACAGCCACCAAAACAAUGCCGGAACAGAGUCGACAUCCUGUUUCAGAGUCCUAUGCGGCCUCUGUUGUGCGCUCACGUAACCUGCUGAUCUUUGAGGAGCAUCGGGCCAUGGAAGAUCUUCACACCUCAGCAGUGGCGUUGGACACCCAGGAUGCUUGGGAGAAACACAUAGAGAGUCUCUCGCAGCAUCGAGUAUCUGUACUGGAGGAGUACAGCUUCCCACAUGAAAAAACAUACACAGCAUCAAAUGACAGUAGCACAGAGGGAGUGCCACGGCACAGGUUCAGUUCAGAUUUUGGGCAGAAUGAGCCCACCAGUGUGAUAGAAAUUGACAGAAGAGUUAAUGCGACAUCCUAAUAGCGGAUUUAAUUCCCACAAUUUCCCUUAUAAUCCUGCUCCACCAUUCCCUUUCCAAGCUGACGUAGCCAUCCCAGCUGAGCCAGCCCUUUAAAUUAGACACACCUUCAAUGGCUGAAAGGACCUGAGACUCUGAAUUGACAUUGAGGAAUGAUGGAUGUUUAAAUUGAAUGAGAUUCUUUUUGAAUUUCCCUUUUCUUUUUCUUUUUUUUUUCUUCUUCGUUUUGUCCUUGGCAUCAUUGGGCAGUCAUUGGAUGACAAUGAGAAGUCCGAAGAGGGGAUAUUUAUUACUUCCUUGCUUAAAAUGGCAGAGAAAAUUUGAAGAAUCGGCACCCAGAGGAAAACAUUUACUUUUACUGCAUCAACAUUGCUUUGUGUUUGUCAUACAUUAGUUGAUAGUAUGGCUGUAACUAAUAAGAAAGUGUAAAAUCAAGCUAAUGCUGGGAGUCAGCUGUCCAGUAGUGCCCUGCUGGAAGGGGCAUACAACUAUUAUACUUUAUAUUAAUCCAUCUGACUGUCAAAAGUUUGUUUGCUAGCCAAUGAAAUGUAGCUUAAACUUGGCUUAGAGUUGUACAGAAGACAGUUCCCUCGCUUUGGAGUGCAAUGUUACUUUAUCCAAUCAUUUCAAGGCUGUAAAAGUUAGAAUUUCACCCAUAAAUUUGAGUUUUCAGAGUAUUACCUUAAAUCCCUAAUAUUCCGCGUCCUUAUUCUUGAGUGCCUUAUAGUUUUAUAAUAAAGAUAAAAAAGACCCAUGACACUGCUUGUGUAAAAACCACGUCAAGUAGGAUAUUAUUUCUCCGUCUGGCUAAAAACUCUUGGCAACAUUACUAACCCAACGCUUCACUUAACAUUAACCAGACAGGUAGACAUUGUGUUUGGACCCUACAAAAUGCUAAUCUCUUAUCCAUAUAGGCUAACCAUUUGAACAAAAGGCUUUUCACAUUAGUUUCCAAGUUGCCACGUUCUCUUUUGUAUAGUCACACAUUUUCCACCUUUUAUCUGUAAAUAGUAUUUAUUAGUCUUUCUGCUACUCUUCUUUACCAUUCAAACUCCAAGGAAGGGCCUCACCAUUCAAAAAGAGGACCUCAAGACAGAACACUGCAUCUUUAAUGAUAACCUAUAGUUAAUUGCUUAAUAACCUGUCUUCCCAAAACAAUUAUUUGGGGUGUUUUUCCCCAAUAUUUAUCCUACAUAAUUUUAAAGCAGACUAUCACUUUCACUGCCGUGGGAGCUGAUGGACAUCAUUUAAUAUUGUUAAAUCAGUACAAUGCGAUUCCAGUCCGUGGGGAAAGUGUACUCCCACUAUAAAAAAAAAAUAGUAUAUAUAUAUAUAUAAUUAAUUGACAUGAAUAUAACAUAUUCAUGUUAAUUAAACAUGAAUCUAUUUCAUAUUAUGGCUUUGCUUCUGGACACAGAGCUUUACUACUUUGGGGAACAAUGGGGCAGUAAACGUACUUGUCAUAUGAAUAAAAGUGGUCAUUGUUCGUAAUACUGACAGCAAAGGACUUAAAAAAAAUGUGGCUUAAAGGUGGAUUCAUAGGUGGUAAUAAACUACAAUUCAUCUAAUGCUUUGCAUGUCUUAAGGCUAGUGAACCAUCCUGCGAGUUUUAGUUCUACCACGUCUCGGGAUCUGGUGUUUGACCAGAUCUUGCCUCAACCCCCCCUGCCAAACUUGUUGGCCUAGAUCCUACAUGUUACAUUAAGCACUUGGUCCUUACAGGGCUGUCCCACCCUUAUUUUCGUUGAAGAGGAUAUAUGGAUCAUUAUUCUAAUUACUAGUUUUCUUUGUCUUUGUAGUAUCCCUAGGUUACUUAGUGUUGAUCCACAAUUCAUUGAAUGCAACACUGUUUCUUUUCAUGUAUUUAUUUUCAAAUGCCUGUUGUUGUUUUGUUUCUUUUUGUCGUCUAUUUAAAGUUUUUUUUUUUUUUUUAGAUCUCAUCAGCAUUCAGUGUAAUAUGAGAACAGUAAUUACAUAGUAUUGUUCUUUAAACCGUGAGAUGCGGUGAGUUGGAAGCAGACUUAUCAAAAAAACAGUGUUGGAAUUAUUUUCAUAUGUAGAUUUAUUUCCAACAUGCUAUUUUAAUCAAAAUAAUGCAUCUUCAUGGUAAACAUGUAACAACUUUGAUGUUUAGUGAAUAAUAUUUCUGAGAUAUUAUUAAUAAUUUUGUGCAACCAUUCCCAGUUCACCAAAAUGAGUAAAGUAACCACAGGAAUGUAUUUAUUACAAAGAGCUAAGAAAAUAGAUGAUAGAUUUUUUUUUUUUUUUUUUUUUUACAUGCUCCAUAUAGGGUGACCACAUUGUCCCUUUAAAUCUGUUAUGCCACAUAGGACUACAUUGCCACUUUAAAUCAUUGGUAAAAUAAAGACUGCCAUGGACAUCUCCAGGAACAGGCUGGUUGUGUGCUUGUUAUGUCCCACAUUAAAGCAGAAAUAUACCCACCCUAGUUUUUUCUGUACCCAAAGUUAUUCACUAGACUUUCUAGUGUCAUCUGUUAUAUGCACAGGUAAAAUUUUGGCUUGCUGGGAUUGAACAGGUUAAAAGCAAUCUUCUUACUAAUUCUAUUCUCUUCCUCCUGUGGUCCAUUACAUGAUAUUAACCAUGCAUCUCUCUCCAAUAUCGGAAGGAGUUUAAUUUUUUGUUAUUAUUAUUAU